Molecule: messenger RNA, 1807 nt
Organism: Mytilus trossulus (common blue mussel)
Lineage: Eukaryota; Metazoa; Mollusca; Bivalvia; Mytilida; Mytilidae
Exons: 3
Coding region: 48-1004 (318 amino acids)
Source: RefSeq, a predicted model, not a curated record
CUUACUCCACCAUUCUUAGUUCCAAUAAGGUUGGAACAUUAGCCAACAUGACAACCAGUGACUGUAAGAACAACUGUUCUGCAAGUUCUUCAUGUUGGUCUGGGAUCUCUACAGACGCAGGACUUUGCAUUUUACUUAAAUCACGAAUAGGUUCAGCAUCCCUUUCAGAUGUCACCAUGUUCAAAAAGUCAUGCGUAGAAGUGGCGGUUGUACAAAAAGAAAACGUCAUUUCGCCACCAACUGAAAACAAAGACCUCCAGCCUUUGCUCAAUUGUUCGAGUAUACAACAAACAGGAGGAGGAGUGACUGUACCAGUUGUAACAGAGGUUACAGAAUUCAGCACAGUGCCCGACAUUUCUCCAACAUCAUGUUAUGUGUAUGAAACAGUAAAUGUUACGAGUAUAUACAACACAACAGAAGUUAUAACUGUUAAUGAAACAGAAACAUUCUAUGUUACGGCAUCAGUGAGUUCAUUGAACGUAAUAAACGUAACCGAAACAGUUAACGUAACUGAAACUGUAACCGACACUGUGAUAGUAUCAAGUAUUUCAGUAAUAACUUUAGCCCCGACAGUAACUAACAUUCUAGGUGCGAUUCCGACGGUUACUUCGACCGUUGUUGUCAGUGACACAUACAACGUGACAAACGUGUUUAACGAAACUGAUAUAUAUAAUUUCACGUCAACUAUAUAUCAUUCGCUUUGCACGGAUUCCUGUAGAAACGGUAAUCAAUCUUAUCUGUCCCCAAAUGACCCAUUGUUACUAGAAGCCAUUGCAAGUAUGUCGAAAGAACUGACAGUGGACAAAAAGAAAACAAAUUCUGCCAUUAGAAAAUUGACAAGUGCGUCAGACAGUCGACCGUCGUCCCGUGCUAUUGGAAUAUCAGGAUUAAUACUUCUCAUAGUACCUUUAUCGCUGAUUGUAAUCUGUGAUUUGCCUGCUAUUUUGCGUAAAACUAAACGCAUGAUUGAACGAUGUCGUAGGCCUAGCAAUUACCAACUUUAGUAUCACUCACAUAUUGUGUAUUCGCAGAACAUAGUGCGUUCCUGAUGACCGCCUUUAGCAAAAAGGUUAGACAAAUCCAAAUAUACAUUAUAUAUGUUUAGCCUUAGACUUCAACUGUUUAUGAUGUCUUUACACUAAUUCCGUUGGAUAUUUACCGAAUCAUGUUACAGGCUGGGGAAAAGCAUGUGUUGGUUAUUAUUUGAAAUUGGUUUUGAGCUAGCUUUCAAUAACCGCUAGUUAUCUUUUUUGAAGACAUUUUGUCUAUAUUAGUUAGUUGAUUACGAAUUGUGCCGAUCAGCUGACUAGAGACCGUUUGAUCAUAUUUUGAUAUGUUGUUCUGGUACACUACUAUACAAGGUUAUGAAAAUAGUUGAGCGUUAGCAAAACAUGUUUAACCAAACUCAUACAUGUAUGUCCAUUACAGUCUCGAUAUCUUAUUAAAUAUACCGUAAUGUAUCUAUUUUUAAUGUAAAAUGAAUCUUCAAAAAAAAUUGCACAUAUUAAUCAAAGAACUUAAAAUUGUUUUACUUGGGCACACUUGGCCUCCAAGUGUUUUACUUCAUUAAAAUUCGCCUUGUGAGACUUUGUUGUGAUAUAGUUCGCUGAGCAUUUCGUUCAUAAAUAAUCUUUUUGUAGCUUUCGAGACACAACACUAAAGUACCAAAAAAAUUGUGACGAAGUUACAUGGACAUUUAGAGUGUUGAUUAAAGAGAGGUAAUUCAGAUUUAUAUAUAUAUAUUGCAAAGAGACUAAGUAACGUUUUAUGUUAUGUCUCUUGUUACACAUUCAUUGAUAUUUUUCUA